UAAAAUAAAAAAAAAUAAAAAAAAAAAAAAUAAUAAUUAAUUACAAAAAUGCUUCCAACAGAAAUAUGGGAGUUAAUAAUUAAUCACAUUAAUGAUCCAUGUGAAUUAAUGAAACUAAAAUGUGUUUGCAGAAAAUUCAAUAAUCUCAUAGAAACAAAAUUAAUAAAAUCAAAAUUAUGGGAAAAAUUGUGUUUAGAAAAAAAUAUUUUACCAUGGAAGGAUCAUAUUAUAAGAAAAAGAUUCCCGGGAGUUAUAAACAAUGAUCAUUUUUUAUCAAAUUUACAUCAGAGGACUUGGAAAAAAAUUUACCACUCAUAUAAAAAAUGGUCCGUUUUACCCCAACUUGAAUAUAAACACUCGAGCUGUGACUAUGGUGAUCAAUUCCUGGGUGAAAAUAAUAAAAAUGACCAGUCAUUAAUUACAUGCACAUGCGUUUGGAAAAAUCAUCUGGCGGUGGGCACGAGCAAUGGGUUUAUUUAUUACUUUACUGUCAACCAUGACAAGCCGCUGAGAAAGAUGUUCGUGAUGAACAAUGAGCAGGCGUUGAUGCAAAUUCAUUUUUGGUACACAGAUACCAAAAAAUUAUUAAUGGCAACGCUUUCAAAAAAUUAUAAUUUAAAAUUUUGGGACAUCGACAAACGUCAAAUUAUUGAAACACGAUCAUUUUUAGCUACGAAUAUUUGUGUUGGAUUAACGCAUCGUUUUUUUUCUGAAUGGAAUUGUCGUAUAACUGAACACGAAUGGAAGCCGACUGGUCUAGACGUAAAACGUUCAUUUGAUUUUUGUUGCCCGAAUCAUGGAGAUUGUACUCGUAAAAUAUUGGCAAUGUAUCACGAUGAUAAAGGAUUGAUACUAAAGGCGUUGGCAGACUAUAUAUUUAUAUUUACAUACACAAUAGAUUUUUUAGAAAGUGGAAAAAGAAAUAUUACAAUAACGGAGUUCUAUAAAUUACACCCUGAGAGUAUUGAUGCAAGUGAUUUAUUUAUUCAGUAUAUUGCUAUCAAUAAAGUUGCGUUCAUUGCUAAUAGCAAACACUUGUAUAUUUUAUUUGACGGACUUGGAACUAAAAUGACUGAUGAGAAUUAUAGUACCCGUGGUCCUUACAGAAGAUUUCAAAUUCCUGUAUCAUCGAUUUUUAUGCAUUCGAAUUUGAUAAUCAUGGGUCUGAAUAAUGGAAAUUUGUGCCUCAAAUAUUUCAAUGAGUUUAAAGACCUGGACACGGUAAAUUUUCGCCUUGAAUUAUUUAAAACAAUAAAAGUUGACACAAAGCCAAUUAUUUCAUUAAAUAUCACCGAUUUCAAUGGUACUCCAUGUAUUAUUGCAAGUACUGAGAGUGCUGUACAUCUGGUACAUUAUUGAAAGCCAUUAAAAGUAUUAAUUAUUUUUUAUCGAUAAAUAAUUUUCCGAACUACAAAUAAUUUUUUUUGUAUAUUUUUAAAUUACCGAUUAUGAAUUAAAUAAAAAAAUAAAAUAAAUAACAUUUAUAAUAAUAGUGAAUUUUGAAAUUAAACGGUAAUUAAAAUUGUAUAAAAUGUAUUUGAAUAUUUAUUUUUUUUUUCUAUUGUUUAUAUUAA
Messenger RNA from Microplitis demolitor, 1574 nucleotides. RefSeq lists its product as uncharacterized. Lineage: Eukaryota; Metazoa; Arthropoda; Insecta; Hymenoptera; Braconidae. The record is from RefSeq and is a predicted model, not a curated record. Gene Ontology annotation, molecular function: protein binding. The transcript is spliced from 6 exons. Bases 49 to 1359 code for a protein of 436 amino acids.